GCGUUUUUCCAUUGUUGUCACAUACAACUGAAAAACAUUGAGAAAUCCAGCCGUUUCGCUGCAAAAUAGCAUUCUGUAGGCCUAAUUUACCUUAAACCAUAAUAAACAUUUGAGUAGGCUAACUUUUUUAUGACUGGAGCGCAUUCACCGUGAACGCUGGACUGUCAGAGACUCAUAAUUUUAAAAUAAUCUUCAUUAAAAUCUAAAUACUGGUUUAUGGCUUUAUAAAAGUGUUCUGCUGUCUAAGAUUUGUUGAUAACUGCAUUCAGAUCUGUCUUAUCAGUCCAUAAGGUGAGGAUGCGUGAGUCUCUCAGAUUAGCCGUUAGGACCUGCCCCUGGCCUCACACCAGUUCAUUACACAUGUAAGUGUAUUACCAUAAUCCCAAAGCUGAGAAGCCAGUCCAAAACACAGAUGAAUGAAGACGAGCUAAGGAAGUCUCUGGCGGUAAUGGUGCUGCCCUGUCCACUUCAGAGCUUGGUUUAGGUCUCCUGCCCGUUUACUAUGUUUACAACUAAAAUCAUGUCAAGAGCGGCUAUAUUUUUCUGGAUGAUACUGUUGCUGUAUGCAGGAGUCUCCAGUGAGGAGAAUAUUAAUGGUUGUGAUACAAACCCGUGCAUGAAUGGUGGUGUGUGCGUGAAUCAGGAUGGACAAUACAAAUGUCAAUGUUCCCAAGAGAGCUAUAAUGGACACCUCUAUGGAGGUCCAUACUGCACAGUAGUCCUGCUUGGCUGUGAGCGUCAUUGGUGCCAGAACAGUGCCACUUGCUAUCCAUACCUGGACAAAGGAAGACAUCGGUACAGCUGCAUCUGCCCUGAGGGCUUCACUGGAACAAAGUGCCAGACAUCCACCACCUUCUCUUUUGAAGAAAGUGGAUUUAUGCAGGUCCAGACCAUCCUCACUAAUGCUUUUGAACCCUUGAAUGUCACUCUGAGUUUUCGUACAUUGCAGGAAGUGGCCACUCUGCUCCAGUGCCAAGUUGAAGAUCAGCUUCUUACGCUGGAGUUAGUGGACGGAAGACUACGGCAUACGUUGCAGAGAGCCCAGGAGACUGAAAGCAUUCUUCUAGAGCUCCCGGGGAUGGUUUCUGAUGGCCGCUGGCACACGGUGAAGGCCUCGCUCCACAAUAGCAUGUUUGGGCUGAGUCUUAGAGACCCGUCUUGUCCUGGAGACACCUGUAACGUGGAAGUACAGAUAGAUAAAGCAGAGCCCGAAUUGGGUUCAGGUCUAUCAGAGUUGACUGUGAUCCAGAAUCUCUACAUAGGUGGAAGAGAAGAGCAAGGGACUGCUGCAAGCUUUCUGGGAUGUAUGCGGGAUGUGUGGUUGGAUUCGCGCAUAGUGGUGCCUGGAUUGGGACCGAGGGCUCCCAUUAAGCAAUUUAAUGUGAAACAGGACUGCAGUGACUGGGACCGAUGCAAGGAAAACCCAUGCCAGAACAGAGGCAGAUGUGUCAAGGCAGGAUGGAGGAGUUUUAGCUGCGAAUGCCAUCGGCCUUAUGAGGGCGAGCGCUGUUUAGAUGAGUAUGUAGCUGCAAGGUUUGGAAAUGAAGAUUUGGAGAGCUACGCUAUGUUCACAGUGGAUGACAGCCCAGGUGACAGUACUACCGUGUCCAUGUUCGUUCGUACACGCCGCUCCCAGGGGCUGCUCCUGGUCCUCUCCAACAGUACCAGUCAGUAUCUCCGUGUCUGGUUGGAGGAUGGAAAGAUCAAAGUUCAAAUCAACAACUUUGAAAGCCUGCUAGGAAGGGAAGCAGUCAACGAUGGUCACUUUCACCUCAUAACUGUGCUUGUGGAACCAGAAUCCCUAUCCCUGUUUAUGUCUGCUAAGCGCCAAGGUCGCAUCCCUAUCCGUCGUGUGCUGGUCCAGGCUGGGGAUGCAGUAUAUGUGGGAGGCUUACCGGAUCGGCGUGCAUCGCUAGCCUUUGGGGGCUACUUUAAGGGCUGUAUCCAAGACCCCCGUAUAAAUAGCAGACGCCUGCAGUUCUACCCAGUCAGUGUCCCGGUGAGCUCCUACAGGCUCGAGACCUUGCUGAACGUUACUCGCGGAUGUACUGGAGACGACUCCUGCAGUAUCAAUCCCUGCUUGAAUGGAGGUGUGUGCUACUCCAUGUGGGAUGAUUUCACAUGCAGUUGCCCACCCAAUACGGCAGGGCAACGCUGUGAGGAAGUCAAGUGGUGUGAGCUGUCUCCAUGUCCCUCCACUGCCAUGUGUCAAGCCCACAGUCAGGGUUUUGAAUGUGCGGUCAAUGUCAGCCUCCGAAGUGACAGCCACAUGAUCACCUAUCGUGGCAAUGGGAAAAUAAAGCGAUACCUCAGCAGCAUUUCAAUACAUUUCCGUACCAGGCAGCAGAAUGCGACUCUACUACAUGCUGAGCAGGAUUCUAGAUUUAUUACCAUUUCCAUCCAAGAUGGACACGUGGUUUUAGAGCUGCAGGGAGAAAAACAAACCUCCUAUGUGUAUAUAACCAGUCUGGACCUGGUUAAUGAUGGACAGUGGCACAGGGCAGACUUCAGCAUGGACAGCACAGCCAUACAGUCAUCCAGAUGGAGAAUGGUUCUGGAUGAGCACUGGGAGAAACCCUCCAUCUCAUUUACAGCAUCAGAAGAUCUGGAUUUCCUAAAAGAAGAUGUGGACAUCAUCUUGGGGGGUUUGGGACCCAAUUCGGAGGGCAACUUUGCUGGCUGUCUUGGUUUGGUGGAGAUUGGUGGACUUGCAUUGCCAUAUUACAGCGACAUGGAGAUGAACCUUCCCAGGCCCCAGGAAGAGCACUUUCUGAGAACCUCUGGAACUCCCUACUUUGGCUGCUGGGGAUCAAAUGUCUGUGAGCCUGACCCUUGCCAAAAUGGAGGGGUUUGUGAAGAUCUGUUCGACCUUUUCAAGUGCCAUUGCCCAUCUGAUUGGGAUGGCCAACGCUGUGAAUCCACUCUAGACACUUGUGCCUCAAACCCUUGUGUUCACGGAGCCUGCAGAGUGGUGUCAGCAGGAUACGAGUGCUCGUGUGACGUAGGCUACACCGGCCGACGCUGUGAAUUGGAGGUGGACGUAUGCGCCCACCACAAGUGCAGCAAUGGAGGAACGUGCCUAAGAGGACUGAAACGCUACGCAUGUCUCUGUCCGAGAAACACGACCGGACCUUUCUGCAGGGAGAGAGUUCCAGAACUUCCAUGGUAUAUCGACAGGUUUCCAUAUCCUAAGCUUCCUGUGUCUUUCUGUGGGAAUGAGAGAUGGAACUAUAGUUGCUUCAAUGGUGGGAAUUGCUCCUCUGUAGAGGAUAACUGUGAAUGUCUACCUGGAUUCACUGGACAAUGGUGCGAGCUGGAGCUGGAUGAAUGUGCAUCUGACCCCUGCCUUAAUGGAGGUUUCUGCCGUAACCUGAUCAACAGGUUCCAGUGUGUGUGCGAGAUGAGCUUUGCAGGUGAUCACUGUCAGAUUGAUGUCAGUGACUUCUACGUUUAUGUGUUCCUGCUCCUGUGGCAGAACAUCUUCCAGCUGUUGUCAUACCUCAUUUUGCGUUUAGAUGAUGACCCAGAGGUGGAAUGGAACGCAGCCAACGAUGACUAAAAACAAUUCCUUCUCAGACAUUCUGAGGAAUCUGAGGAAGAUGUGUGGUCAUGUUGAAUGGACACAAUACGCGAAGGCCUUUAAAGGGAUCCUAUUAUGCUUUUUUUUCAUUUUCAACUUUUAGGGUGUAAUGUUGCUGUUUGAGCAUGAAAAAGGUCUGCAAAGCUACAAAGCUCAAAGUCACUCCAAAGGGAGUUAUUCUCUAUAUCAGUGUGCACUGUUUCUGAACUCCCUGAAACACCUCAAUUGUAGCCUUGAAUUUUCUUCCAGGAACGAACAUGUCACAAAAUUCCCGAUUUAAAGAAUUCCCACCCAAGGUAUACGCAAGUAAAGGUGGCGAGGCCUGGAUGAGUUGAGUUAGUGUUGUGUUGAAACUCACGUUAUGAUAAGGGGCGUAACAUUUCUGAAACACGCUCAAAGUGGUUGACCAAUCACAACACGGUGAUCCAGCCGACCAAUCAGAGCUCAUUGCACUUUUCAGAAGGAGGGGUUUCAUAGAGACAGACCUGGAAGAGAGGUGCUGCAAUAAUGUAAAUUGUGAAAAAUAAGGCUUUAAAAAAUCAAUCAUGAAAUCAUAUUGUAGUAGACGUAUUUACAAAGGUCAUAAUAGCUCCCCUUUUAAUAUUAUUAGAGAUCAUUAUGGGUAUUGGUUUUCAAGAUUGAUUGAUUGAUUACUUUAUAGAUUGAUUACUUUAUUUCGAGCCAUAUAGAAAUACAGGUAUUUUUCACAGAAAAAUAUAAUAUAUUGUGCAAUUUUAUACAUCAUACCCGCAUUGGGUAAAAAAAAACAAAAAAACAAAACAA
Molecule: messenger RNA, 4363 nt
Organism: Megalobrama amblycephala (Wuchang bream)
Lineage: Eukaryota; Metazoa; Chordata; Actinopteri; Cypriniformes; Xenocyprididae
Product: protein crumbs homolog 1-like
Exons: 8
Coding region: 503-3559 (1018 amino acids)
Biological process (GO): establishment or maintenance of epithelial cell apical/basal polarity; heterophilic cell-cell adhesion
Cellular component (GO): protein-containing complex; plasma membrane
Molecular function (GO): calcium ion binding
Source: RefSeq, a predicted model, not a curated record